CGACACUGACGACAGCAGCAGUGCCACGUCAGCAUUGCCAUGACAGCAGCAGUGCCACGCCAGCAGCAGUGCCACGCCAGCAACAGGGCCACAUCAGCAGUACCUCGUCAGCGGACACCGUACAGCGAACUGCAACUUAUGCUCGGACGCAGCAAACACAUCGCUGCACGUGAAGGGCGGGCAGCCGCAGCGGAACAGCAGCUACCCCUGCCCCACCCCUCUGCAAUGGACGCCCUGGACAAUGCCGCAUCCGGCAGUCCACGCGAGGCGUGCAGCUCGAACCCCCUGGUCCCACAGGUCCAGCAGGUGGGUUCCACUGCAACACCUGCAGGAGCCCUCGAUGCUGCGCCAGUCUGGCAGCAAGGAGAGACCAUGAUAGCCUUUCUGGCCCGCCUGGGCACCUACAUGCAACAAGUACGAGAGGAACAGCAACACGAGGCGGCAGCCGACACGGCGCGCCUCAAUGCCUUUGCACGCGACACGAAGCAACGGAGCCGGCAGCACGCUGAAGCAGCUGCCAACCAUAACAAAGCUCGAAGAGAUGCCGCAUCUGUCCUCAUGCAGCAGGAAGCCGCUCAUACCGCCGCACUCCAAGCAUGCAAUGUUGAUCCGGCAGAGACAACGGAACCAACUGCGGAGGAGCAGACCAAGUCAGCCCUCGCCAACAUGAUGCACCAAGUCAUCCUCACUUGUAAUUGGCAACAAGUGGAGCUGGCUCGGCAGGCACAUACCAUUGCUGAGUAUGAGGAGACUCUCAAGAGCCUCCAUGCCCGCCUUGACGUGUUGGAGAAGGAUGACGUGCCACACAGGCACACGGCAUCAUCAAGCAUUGAUCCAUCGAUCCGUGAGCUGGAAGAACGAAUGGAUCAACUAGUAGCGCUCGCCGAAAAUUUAAACAGUUUCCGACAACCGGCAACCAUCAGCCAGCAAAUAGCCGCCCUACAAGCGGAUCUGCGUCAGCUGCUGCAGCAACCAACCGGGACCUGCAACAGCCUGACGUCUAAACAAUUCAAGAUGCCGAAGUUCAGCAUCGACAAAUUUGACGACUACCACAAGGCGGACCCCAUAAGUUGGUGGCAAGGGUUCACCAACGAGCUCUCCAUCCACUUGGUCCCGCCAGAGUCAAAGAUCUCAGCGCUUUACCUUUGCAGCACCAGUGCCAGCCAAGUGUGACUCAACCACCUGGCUCAAACCGAAGGCGUUGAUAUUGCUAAGCUUU
Chara braunii is the source of this 1219-nucleotide messenger RNA. The record is from the annotation of a GenBank genome assembly. NCBI's taxonomy places the organism in Eukaryota, Viridiplantae, Streptophyta, Charophyceae, Charales, Characeae.